Messenger RNA from Strigops habroptila (Kakapo), 2509 nucleotides. It is a transcript of the gene MAGT1, whose product is annotated as magnesium transporter 1. Lineage: Eukaryota; Metazoa; Chordata; Aves; Psittaciformes; Psittacidae. The coding region runs from base 3 to 1019 and encodes 338 amino acids. The record is from RefSeq and is a predicted model, not a curated record. Gene Ontology annotation, cellular component: oligosaccharyltransferase complex. The transcript is spliced from 10 exons.
CAAUGGGCGCGAAGCGGUUGAGCGGGGCGGUCAUGGCGGCGCUGCCGGUGUUGGCGCUGCUGGUGCUGCUAUGCUGGGGCGGGCCGCACGCCGCCGGGCAGAAGCGGAAGGAGAUGGUGUUAUCAGAAAAAGUGAACCAGCUGAUGGAAUGGACCAGUAAAAGACCCGUUAUUCGCAUGAACGGAGACAAAUUUCGACGCUUUGUGAAGGCACCACCCAGAAAUUACUCGGUGAUUGUGAUGUUCACUGCUCUUCAGCCUCACAGACAGUGUGUUGUGUGCAAGCAAGCUGAUGAGGAAUACCAGAUUCUGGCAAACUCCUGGCGAUAUUCCAGUGCAUUUACCAAUAAGAUUUUUUUUGCCAUGGUAGAUUUCGAUGAAGGCUCAGAUGUGUUUCAGAUGCUAAACAUGAACUCUGCUCCAACCUUCAUUAACUUCCCUGCUAAAGGGAAGCCGAAACGGGGUGACACGUAUGAGCUUCAGGUGCGGGGCUUUGCAGCUGAGCAGCUCGCUCGCUGGGUGGCUGACAGAACUGAUGUCAAUAUUCGUGUGAUAAGGCCACCAAACUAUGCCGGGCCGCUGAUGUUAGGGCUGCUGCUGGCUGUCAUCAGUGGCCUCGUGUAUUUGCGUGGAAGCAACCUGGAUUUUCUGUACAACAAAACUGGCUGGGCAUUUGUUGCUUUGUGUUUUGUGUUAGCAAUGACAUCAGGCCAGAUGUGGAACCACAUCAGAGGCCCACCCUAUGCUCAUAAGAAUCCUCAUACAGGACAAAUGAGCUAUAUCCAUGGAAGCAGCCAAGCCCAAUUUGUGGCAGAAACACACAUUGUUCUUCUGUUUAAUGGUGGCGUUACUUUAGGAAUGGUCUUCCUCCACGAAGCUGCUACUUCUGACAUGGACGUGGGGAAAAGAAAAAUUAUGUGUAUUGCUGGCAUUGGCUUGGUGGUGUUGUUCUUCAGCUGGUUGCUAUCUGUCUUCAGAUCUAAGUACCAUGGCUACCCAUACAGUUUCCUCAUGAGUUAAAGGAUUCCAGAAUCUGUAACAUCAGAAAGGUGGCGACUCUGAAAUGUCAUGUAAUGGAGUGGAAGAGCUAAAUACGUAUGGUUCGUGCUACCUCUCUUUAUGCUGAAUGAGAUAGUUAAACACUGAACCAAAGACAAUGCAGUGCCUUACAUGUAACAAGCAAUUUGCUCUGAAGGAUACAGAGUGUUAAGAUGCAAUCUCUUUUCAUAAGCUUUACAUCUUUGUAAACAACUCUACUUCUAGUGAAAUUCAGACCUUAAUGCUUACAACAACGUUUCCGUAGACUAACUAGAAACAGUACUUUAAAUUCUAUUGGGUGACCUGUUCUCCAUAUGUUUCUUUUUCCCUUAUCACUAUAUUUCCUGUUUGUGCAUAGCAGGUGACAGUAGUGUCUCUGUCAUGCUGCUUCAUGGUUGAGAAAACAUCUUCAUGUACCUGGAAAUCUUUUCCUUUGGUCUGUGUGCAGCCCUUGGAGCAUACUCCAGAUUCCCACGUGGAAUGUGCAUGUCCUAGAGCUGUAUCUCAUUUUUGAGAAGAGUACUUAUCUGCUGUAUGAUGCAAGAGGUUGUUCCACGGAUUCUGAUUCACAGAGAGAAUUUUCAGCAGCCAGAACUGACUUAAUUCAAUUAUUCAUUAAAACCUUUCUUUGCCAAAUGCUGAAACUGCAACAUUUAAGUUGCAAACAUUGGCUCUGAGCCAACACAAAACAUACUGAGCAGCAUUCACACUCUCAAAAAUACAAACCAAACCUCCAAAGCCAACUCACUCUCUGUAGCCUGAGUUGAAAGUUGCCAACUGGCUUUCAAGUUCCUGCUCGGAGCCCUGACAAGCCAACAGGUAUCAGAUUUUCGGUCACUGUCUAAGUUCUUGCAUUCUCCAUUUAUCUUCUCUGAGAUUGUAUCCUUGGGGAGGAUGUGGGAAUGGGCAGAGAUAUCUAAUCCCAGGAUAAAUACUGUUACCCCCCAAAAGAUUUGUUAGCCUUACAAUGGAAUGUAUGUGCUUUUUGCUCUCUUCUUUUGUUCUCUCAUCUCACACAAGUACUUUGCCUUAAGGAGUCUUGAGUGGAAGACAUUGUGCCUCAGCCCAAACUGCUGUUGUAGUUCAGCACUUGUACUACAGGAAAUCUUACAGCCUGAUCAGUAAUACUUCCUUCCGUAGGCUGUGAUGGCCUUGGAGGUUACUAGUCAGAGGAAAAUACAAUGAGACCUUUAUCUCCUGCUUCUGCCUCUCCCCUCUCUGAAGGGGUUACAGACUUUAGAUUGAAUCUGGGGAAGGACUAGAUCAUUCAAAGUAGAAUGUUAUUCUUAUGCAAUUUUGCUGAAUUAACACACAUCUCAAGUGCCUUAACUUCACUGAUGUAGUUGUUUGAUGUUUCAACUUGUUGAGAUGCAUUUUUCUAUGCCAUACAGAAUGACAAGCCUUAGUGGGAUGGAUAAAUCGUGUGCCUGGCUGCGUUUUGGAUAAGUUUCAAUAAAAUUUUUUAGUCUUAA